Molecule: messenger RNA, 2309 nt
Organism: Crotalus tigris (Tiger rattlesnake)
Lineage: Eukaryota; Metazoa; Chordata; Lepidosauria; Squamata; Viperidae
Gene: MCRS1
Product: microspherule protein 1
Exons: 14
Coding region: 150-1499 (449 amino acids)
Biological process (GO): positive regulation of transcription by RNA polymerase II
Cellular component (GO): NSL complex; Ino80 complex; MLL1 complex
Molecular function (GO): protein binding; G-quadruplex RNA binding
Source: RefSeq, a predicted model, not a curated record
UUUCGCUUGUCUCGUUUUCCUUUUCUUUCCCCGGAAGUUAUUGGGAUUUUUCUGGCGUUUCCGAUAUGGACGUUGGGGCAAGAGGCGGGAGUCGUUGUUGUCGUUAUCGUAACGAUCGGGAAUGGUGAGACACUUUGGAUUCCAGACUGAUGGCGUCGGGUACAGCUAGCCGCUCCGAAGACGAAGAGUCUCUAGCAGGACAAAAGAGAAGCUCAUCGCAAGUAUCCGGGGCCAUUCCAAAACGACGUAGUUCAUCCAGGUUCAUCAAGCGGAAGAAAUUCGAUGAUGAGCUGGUAGAAAGCAGCCUUGCCAAAUCAUCCAGCCGGGCCAAAGGCCCCAGCGGGGUGGAGCCGGGACGCUGCUCUGGCAGUGAGCCAUCUUCUAGUGAAAAGAAGAAGGUGUCCAAGUCCAUCUCAACCCCUGUCACGCCAAGCCCUGCUCCAAAUCCCAGCCUCACCAAACGGAUGAAGAAGAGCAAGCAGCCCUUGCAGGUCACCAAGGAUUUGGGCCGCUGGAAACCCACCGAUGAUCUGCUACUGAUCAACGCUGUGCUUCAGACCAACGAUCUGACCUCUGUGCAUCUGGGAGUCAAGUUCAGCUGUCGCUUUAACCUGCGAGAAAUCCAGGAGCGGUGGUACGCUCUCCUCUACGACCCUGUGAUUUCCAAGCUGUCUUGCCAAGCAAUGAGGCAACUGCAUCCCGAAGCCAUUGCGUCAAUGCAGAGCAAAGUGUUAUUCAGCAAAGCGGAGGAACAGCUACUAAGCAAAGUGGGAUCGACCAGUCAGCCUACUUUGGAUACAUUCCAGGACCUGCUGCACAAACACCCAGAGGUUUUCUACCCUUCCCGCACUGCCAAAGUCUUGCAGACCCAUUGGCAGCUCAUGAAGCAGUACUACCUUCUGGAUGAUCAAACAGUGCAGCCAUUGCCCAAAGGAGACCAAGUGCUCAACUUCUCGGAUGCUGAAGACAUGAUAGAUGACAGCAAGCUGAAGGAUGUACCAGAUGAAGUGUUGGAACACGAACUGACUGUGGCGGACCGGCGGCAGAAGCGUGAGAUUCGGCAGCUGGAGCAAGAGCUGCACAAAUGGCAAGUUCUGGUGGACAGUAUAACAGGGAUGAGCUCCCCUGAUUUUGAUAACCAGACCUUGGCUGUGCUGCGUGGACGGAUGGUACGCUACCUCAUGCGCUCCCGGGAGAUCACGCUUGGCAGAGCCACCAAAGACAAUCAGAUUGAUGUAGAUCUGGCACUGGAAGGCCCUGCUUGGAAAAUCUCCCGCAAACAAGGUGUCAUCAAGCUGAAGAACAACGGGGACUUCUUCUUGGCAAACGAAGGCCGACGACCCAUUUAUGUUGACGGACGGCCAGUACUUUGUGGCAGCAAGUGGAAACUCAGCAACAACUCUGUGGUUGAGAUUGCCAGCUUGCGCUUUGUUUUCCUCAUCAACCAAGAUUUGAUUGCUCUUAUCAAGGCAGAAGCUGCCAAAAUUGCCCAGCCCUGAGGCUUGGAUCAACCCAAAGGACCCCACUCCUUCCUCCAGCGGGAACUGCUAUUUUCUUUGCUGCUAAUGCAGCUUCCUCCAGUUUGCCUCCUUUGAGGCUAGGACACAAAGCAAUCCUGGGCCUUUAAGCAUAGAGGGACUCUUGUUUCGUGCGUGCACAUGCUCGGCCACUGGAGAGAGAAGGGGGGUGGGUGAGGGUAAGAGACUUGGGCUUAAAACAGAGCCCUUUGGCUAACUGAAGCCCUUUGCUGAGUACCCUGGCUUGUGCGAGAAACGGCUUACUGCUUCUAUUGACUAUUGCGCUUGACUCUCUUUGGGACAGAGUGACGAGAUUUUUCAGGCGUGGAUGUGGGGAGAGCCAAUGUCAAGCUAAUAUAAUAGUGAUCAGUCCUCUCAUCGGCACUGUGUUAGUGUCCUUUCUAGAUGUUAGUUUUUCAGGUAUUGUCCACUAGAAUCUCAGUUACUUGGGUAUGAAAGAAAAAGAAUGAUUUAUUCCAAAUAAGGUUGGUUAUAAAAAUAGAGGUCCAUCUGUUCCUGUUUAUGUGGUACAAUAUUAUUACUUAUCAGGGGUGUUGACAGACUAAUGAGCUAUUUUAGCUUUUGGCACGUGCCUCCUCAGUGCAAGCGCAUCCUUGCCUGUAACUGUAGGGUAGAAUAAGCUUACCAGAAUGUUGUCAGUCAUAGUUUGAUUGUUUGGGGUUUUAAAAGCAAUGGAAGUAAAUCUUAAUUAUUUAAAAUGCAGCCUUUGCAUUGCUACCUUUUAAAAAAAAUCUAGCUUUUGUGUCCAUUAAAAUGUCUUGUGCAACAGUG